This is a messenger RNA of Xylona heveae TC161, 3217 nucleotides long. Its product is annotated as phosphatidylinositol 3. The record is from RefSeq and is a predicted model, not a curated record. The transcript is spliced from 9 exons. Bases 161 to 3112 code for a protein of 983 amino acids. Gene Ontology annotation, biological process: phosphatidylinositol-mediated signaling; phosphatidylinositol phosphate biosynthetic process. Gene Ontology annotation, cellular component: membrane; cytoplasm. Gene Ontology annotation, molecular function: 1-phosphatidylinositol 4-kinase activity. NCBI's taxonomy places the organism in Eukaryota, Fungi, Ascomycota, Xylonomycetes, Xylonales, Xylonaceae.
CCCACACCGCAUUCGACAUCCGCCAAUAUUUUCUUAUUUUGACCAGAGAAAAAAAGCACCUAGCUGCUUACUUUAUCCUUGGAUUUGAAAGCGCAAUAUCCUCGCAGUCAAAGAAGAUUGGUCUCAUCUCAUGCCGAUGCGGACCACCUAACCCUUUUCCAUGUCUUGGGACCUCUUACGGAGACUGAUCGAUUCCGAUUAUUUCAACAAUGAUCCUUUCUUGCCAGUAGCCUACCUCUCCCGAUAUGCUGAUCACAUCGGAAUCCAUCAUGUCCUUUGCUCUAAACUCCGCCAGUUCACCCAUGAGGAGAUUGAGUUCUUUCUUCCGCAGCUAUGCCAUCUAAUCAUUAGCGUCGACAAUGAAUCUAUGGCCCUCGAGGAUUUCAUAAUUGAGCUCUGCCAGGAAUCUGUAAAUGGCGCUCUGCUGACAUUUUGGCUCUUUCAGACCUAUCUUCACGAGCUAGCGGACAAUCCUCAUUCCAAUGAGUUCAAGACAUGUCGGCGAGUGUACAAUCAGGUUCAGAAUAUCAUCUUUGGCGGAGAUGAUGUCCGCCGGGAGAAAAUACAUGACAACGUUUAUCCCAUGGCGGUAUUAGCCAGCUUCGUAUUAGCUAGUGUCGCAGCGCCGUUCUUACCUGGUUUUGCCGGUCCGCUGGCUAUUGCCCAGGCCCGCAAACCUCGACCACUAGGAGACACCCAGUUUGAGGCAAAAUCUCCGCAAGGACUGCGGAGGAGUCAGACUGUAUCAACAACCCCUUCAACGCGGCCAGCAAGGCCGAGGCAUGCGGGUACACCAACAAGACCUCCAGCACCCACUUCAGCCUUUGAUCUUCACGAUCUCCAUGAUCUUGGGGAUCGCCCAAGGCCCGCCCGCUCCGCAUCGCGUCCCUCGUCGAAACCUGCCAGACUCUCGUCGUUACAAUUGUCCUCUAAUGACUUUACUCGGCUCAAUUCCUCCUCUAUGCCCGAUAUAAGAACUCCAUCAGGCAUGCGAAAACCGUCUGAUCCAAGAGUGCCUAAUCCCACUCUCCGUCCAGCCGACCUCCCCCUUCGAGGACCAUCGCCCAGGCCCAAAACUCCACCGGCGCCACGUGAACUCACCCGGACCCAGCGUGUUCGGGUUCUGAAAUCUAAUUAUUUCAGAAGCGAAACCCUGUUUUUGUCUGCUCUUGAAGAUAUCUCCAAUCGCCUCGUUGUCGUACCUAAGCCUGCUCGUCUCAGUGCCCUACGUGCCGAAUUAGCUCUUGUAUCGCAGGACCUUCCAGCUGAAGUAGAUAUUCCCGUCAUCUGCCCAGCGACCCUUCCGGAUGGUUCAGCAGCGAAGAGUAAGCACCAUAGGAUUGUGCGACUCAACCCGGCUGAAGCGACUGUGCUGAAUAGCGCGGAAAGGGUUCCUUUCCUGCUCAUGGUUGAAGUGCUUAGAGAAGAUUUUGACUUUGACCCCGAUUCAGAGAGUAAUAAGGAGCUGCUCGUAAAGCUUGGUUCCGAGGAAGCUGCGGGGCGAAGGCGCAUAUUUGAUCUUACAGUCAAGGCUCGAGACAAAGAAUCAAAUCCAGAGAUCGAAAUCGAGAUUGAUAGCGUCUUUGAACCGACCACCGGUGACCUGGGCAGCUCUCCGCUCAUAGAAGAUCUUGAUGGCGUAGGUGUCUCGCCUCAACGCUUAUCAUCCGCAUUUGCCGGUCAGGGAAAUGCCUUGGCAUCCCCAAACCUGCUCAGUAAUCGGUCACAGCUCUCUUCACCUCUGCCCUCUGGAUCUAAUUCGCCCAGAAUAAACGCUUACGACAGAUCCACUUUAAGUGGCAGAAACCGAAAAUCGACCAUUGCAGGAGGUCGUGCGUCUGCUUUUGACCAGCCUGAUAUUCCCGCGCUGGCUACUCACAUGAGAACUGCUGCUCAAAUGCUGGCGCAGCUUGAUUCCAGUGGGGCAAAGCGGCCCAAGGACGAAGUGGAGGGAAUUAAGGCAAAAAUCAUUGCAAGUAUGCAGAAUCUUGAGGAGCAGAACUUCUAUGCCGAUGGGUCUGGCAGCGCUCCGACUUUCGACAUGUUUCUCGCGAACGAGUCAAUCGAAGACCCUCUUGGCCUCGGAGAAAAUGAGGCACCAGAAACACGACCCACGAGUGGUGCUGGUGCAGCGCGGAUGGAGAAUGACCAGAAGACUGGUGGCCUUGCUCGGAAAGGCGAUCGCGAUGAUCCCAGCGCGGCCACGUUUGGUGAAGAAUGGAAGGCCAAAAAGGAGCGAAUAAGAAAGUCUUCGCCCUAUGGUCUACUGAAAAAUUGGGAUCUCUUGAGUGUAAUUGUGAAGACUGGGUCAGAUCUACGGCAAGAGGCGUUUGCAUGCCAGCUUAUUGCCGUGUGCUCGAAUAUCUGGAGAGACACGGCCAUUCCGGUAUGGGUAAAGCGAAUGAGGAUAUUGGUAGCCGGUGAAUCCUCUGGACUGAUAGAGACAAUCACCAACGGCGUUUCCCUUCACUCGCUGAAGCGCAGUCUUACAUUUGCCACUAUUGCAGCUGGUACCAACCCUCGAAGACGCAUCGCUACUCUCAAAGAUCACUUUGUAAAGGCUUUCGGUGAACCCGAGACGGAGACCUACAAAGCAGCUGCAGAUUCUUUUAUGCGCUCUCUUGCAGCUUACAGUAUCAUAUCAUACGUUCUUCAGCUUAAAGAUCGCCAUAAUGGAAACAUCUUAAUAGACAACCAGGGUCAUAUCAUCCAUAUAGACUUCGGAUUCAUGCUUUCGAACUCGCCCGGCUCUGUGGGCUUCGAAGCCGCACCAUUCAAGCUGACACAGGACUAUGUCGACGUGCUUGGCGGGGUUGGUUCGCCAGAAUUUGAGGGAUACAAAGCUCUGUGUAAACAAGCUUUCCAAGCUCUUCGCAAAUCGGCAGAUAAGAUAAUUAUGCUUGUUGAUAUGAUGGGAAAGCAGUCCAAAAUGCCUUGCUUCUCAUCCGGCGUUGCUCAGACUGUCAUGUCUCUGCGCCAGCGCUUCCAACUUCAUAUGAGUCAGGAAGAGGCCGAACUCUUUGUCGAGACUGAUUUGAUAGGAAAGGCUUUGGGCAGCUAUUAUACCAGACUUUACGAUACAUUCCAGUACAGAACCCAAGGCAUUUACUGAUCAAGAAUUGCGGCAAAAGUAUAUAACUUGCAUUUCGCGGAGUCUGAAAUGUCAUUUUCGUUUUGAUGAGGAGUUGGAUCAGCGACACCUCUUGCUUUUAUACCC